GAGAAUAGGAGAGAGAAGUGAUUUUGGUUAAUCGGUAAAUUUGAGUUUUUAUGUUUGUAGAUGCAAUUUCUGAUAUAUUAUGAAGAGAAGAGAAGUUUCUACGAGGCCCAUUUGUUCACAGUUGCUAUAAGGCCUACGGAAGAUGGACUUAAAAUAAACACACAAUUGGGAACUUACUAAAAGGAGGUUAACUCUCGUCUCUUGCUCUGCAAGUUAACUUGCCCGGUCUCCUCAUCCGAAGAGUAGUUAGUUGAAAGAUUUGUCUUUCACUUGGCAGUAAAAAUUGGGCAUAAGAAGUAAACCACAUUCUUAGAUUAUUAGCUUCUCCAUCAUUAUACGUAAAAUCUGAAAGAUCCAUCACAUUACCAAUUUUCAAGAAAAUGCAUAUUAGAAGAAAAGCUUAAGUUGAUGAUGAUGAUGAAGAAGAAGAUUUAGGAUAGGUGUCAAUUUUCAAGGUUUGGUCUUCUUUUGCGUUUUCUUAAACUAAUUUUAGCUCAGCCAUGGUGGAUUUACUAUUUUUAUCCAACUUGAUUAGUGUCAUUCUUUUAACCCAAAAAAAAACAGAGAGAGAGAGCAAAAAAAGUGUUUGGUUAAUCUUCAUGCUUUCCACUAACCUCCCUUUUGUUUAUCCAAAUCUUUUCCUGGAAAUUUUUCAUUAGUUUCAAACUCUAAAUCAGAAAGAGAGAGGUAGGAGUGCAACACAAGGAUGCCUUCUCCUCCGGAAGAAGGAACCCAACCCAAAACCGAUUCGGGUUCGGGCCCGGGUCAAACCUCCGAACGUGAUACCAAUCAACCACCACCUCCUACACCGCAAUCUCAACCGCCUCCACCGCAAACGCAAUCGCAACCGUAUCCGCCGGUGAUGGGCUAUCCAGGUUACCCACAAGACCCGUACCAAAAUUAUCCAAACGCAUCUUACCAACACAACCAAUACGCCUACGCGCAAGCCCCACCCGCUUCCUAUUACGGUUCUUCUUACCCCGCUCAGCAAAAUCCGGUUUACCAAAGACCAGCUCCUUCCGGUUUCUUCAGAGGAAUUUUAACCGGUUUAAUCGUUUUAGUCGUCCUCCUAUGCAUCUCUACCACCAUAACAUGGCUCGUCCUCCGUCCUCAGAUCCCGGUUUUCUCCGUAACCAGCUUCUCAGUCUCCAAUUUCAACCUAACCGGACCGGUUUUCUCCGCUCAAUGGACGGCUAAUCUCACGGUCGAGAAUCCAAACACGAAACUGAAUGGAUACUUUGAUCGGAUCCAAGCAUUCAUCUACAACCAAAACGCGAUCGAAGAAGACGACUUUUUGGCGAUGGCGUUCUUCCAGCCAGUUUCCGUGGCGACCAAGAAAUUAGUUUUCAUUGGUGAAACCCUAACGGCAGGAGGGAAAGAACAACCUAAAGUACCGAGUUGGGUCGGAGAGGAGAUGAAGAAAGAGAGAGAUACUGGAAUGGUGUCGUUUGAUCUAAGAAUGUUGGUUUGGGUUACUUUCAAGACUGAUGGUUGGUCGGCGCGUGAGAGAGGGCUUAAAGUGUUUUGUGGGAAGUUGAAAGUUGCGUUUGAAGGAGGAUCUGGAAACGGUGCCGUUUUAUUGCCUAAGCCUCUUCCUUGUUUGGUUUACGUUUGAUCCUUCUUGAUUUUUUUUUUAUCUUAACGUCUCUUGUAAUGUUCGAUUGUUUAUUAUACAAAGUCCAUAGAAAUCUCGUAUAAGAAACUUAAAAGAGCAAAUAUUCGAUUCAACUGCAGAUCUAGCUUGUGAAAAGAAUUAUAAUCGUUAUUAUAUCAACCAAUCUAUAAUCCAAAUGUUGAUUUAAACCUCUGGUUCAGGUGGGUUUAUAUCACUUCAGGAAUGAUCAUGGACUAAGCCUAACGAAACAUUAACCUUAGACUCCCAGAUUUUUUUUAAAAAAAUUACAUGUUGAGAUGAAGAGAUAUAUGAAAGAAGGAUAUCAAAGGUACUAGACUUGAGACUGUAGCUACAGUACUCGGCCCAGAAAGGAAGAAGCCCAUGACAGCAUAUCUCAAGUUCUUAAAACCCUUGUAUCCUCUCUAUAUAAACUUUAUAAUCUCUUCAUUAAGAUUAAGGCAAUAUAAUAAAAAGUCUCUGGUCAUUUUUUGAA
Brassica rapa (field mustard) is the source of this 2108-nucleotide messenger RNA. Its product is annotated as NDR1/HIN1-like protein 10. The record is from RefSeq and is a predicted model, not a curated record. Gene Ontology annotation, biological process: defense response to other organism. Lineage: Eukaryota; Viridiplantae; Streptophyta; Magnoliopsida; Brassicales; Brassicaceae. Gene Ontology annotation, cellular component: plasma membrane.